This is a messenger RNA of Rhizophagus irregularis DAOM 181602=DAOM 197198, 3033 nucleotides long. RefSeq lists its product as uncharacterized. Lineage: Eukaryota; Fungi; Glomeromycota; Glomeromycetes; Glomerales; Glomeraceae. Gene Ontology annotation, biological process: organelle fusion; vacuole organization; vesicle-mediated transport. Gene Ontology annotation, cellular component: endosome; HOPS complex. Gene Ontology annotation, molecular function: protein-macromolecule adaptor activity; protein binding. The record is from RefSeq and is a predicted model, not a curated record.
AUGUCUGUAAAGCAGUGGAGACACUUCACUUUUUUCGAUGUUCAACAGAUAAAGGAUCAUGAUUCAACAAAGCCGCCUGCGAUUUUUCAAAAAACCGACAUAACAGUGAGAUAUGUUCAUAUUGUAGACCGAUCCUUUAAUGUACAAUCAUUUAUAGCCUAUGAAGGUGGACGAGUAACACAUAUGAAGCAAAUAAAACAAAAGAAUAUCUUAUUAACAGUCGGAGAAGAAGAUUUUCCGAUCUUUCCGAUCAUAAAAAUAUGGGAUCUCGAUAAACAAGAUAAAUCCAAAGGGAUUCCUAUUUGUCUGCGAACCAUCAAGGUUAACCAUGGGGGAAAACCUUUUCCUGUAUCAACAAUAGCUGUAUUAGAUAAUUUAUCUCAAAUAGCUGUUGGUUUGGCCAAUGGUGUAGUCGUGUUGAUAAGAGGCGACCUCAAAGAACGUCAUACCAAACAAAAGGUUAUUCAUGAAAGCGAUGAACCUGUUACGGGCCUUGGAUUUAAGGAAAACAACAAGAACACUAUCUUAUUUAUAGUCACAAUAAAUAAGGUUUUAACUUGUAUUACACCAAUUAAAAGUCAGCCCAUUAUUAUUGACGAACAAGGUUGUGCUUUGGGUUGUGCAGUAAUUAGUGACAUCACACACGAAAUGGUUGUUGCCAAAGAUGAGGGAAUUUAUUUUUACGGAACUGAAGGACGAGGAGCAUGUUUUGCCUAUGAAGGCACAAAAUCAGAGGUGAUUUGGUUCAAAUCGAAUCUUAUCAUAGUAUCACCACCUGCUCAGUCAACGCGUUAUACGUCCACUACUCAUACUGGAUCAUCUAAUCAGAAAAAUACUUCUCCUUUUGAAUUAACAAAAGUUACCAUAUUUGAUACUGCUAACAAAUUUAUUGCUUACGUGGGAACUUUCUCUCACGGAAUACGGACAAUUUGUUGCGAAUGGGGUGGUAUUUAUAUUCUAGGAAUGGACGGAAAGUUAUAUCGUCUUGAAGAAAAGGAUACACCGACCAAACUUGAAAUAUUAUUUAAGAAAAAUCUAUAUUUGCUUGCAAUCAAUCUUGCGCAUAGCCAGAAAUAUGAUGAUGCAAGCAUUUCGGAAAUUUUUAAGAAAUAUGGCGAUCAUUUAUAUAGCAAGGCGGAUUAUGAUAGCGCAAUGGCUCAAUACAUUCGUACCAUUGGACAGCUUGAACCAUCGUACAUUAUUCGAAAGUUUUUGGAUGCUCAACGUAUACACAAUCUUGUAAAUUAUCUUCAAGAGUUACAUUCCCAUGAUUUAGCAACUCCAGAUCAUACAACAUUGUUACUCAAUUGUUACACAAAACUUAAAGAUGUUGCGAGAUUGGACCAAUUUAUUAAGACGGACAAUAAACUCAAUUUUGACUUGGAGACAGCUAUUAAAGUAUGUCGACAAGCCGGAUAUUAUGAACAUGCUGUUUACUUAGCAAAGUUGGGCGAAGAACAUGAUUUAUAUCUGAAAAUACAGAUUGAAGAUACUAAAGAUUAUCAAAAUGCAUUGGAGUAUAUACGCAAUCUUGGAUCACUCGAGGCAAAUCGAAAUUUGCAAAAAUAUGGAAAAAUUCUUCUCAACCACCUUCCGGAACCUACAACUAAACUUCUUAUUGAUUUAUGUACUGGCGACUUAUAUUUAACGGCGCAGAAUCCACAUACUCCCGAACCAGUUGGUCCUACAGAAGUAUCACAUCCUGGUGGCAUCCCCUAUCCCUCAUUUCUGCAAUUUGCUCAUGCUUCACCAGCUCCAUCACUAAACGCAGAAACACAAGCAAAUAUAACAGCGGUUAAUACUCCAAAAGAACCAAAAACUGUUGCGUAUAAACCGCCACCAGUUCGCACUUUCAUGUCAUUAUUUGUAGACCAACCAAACUACUUAAUACAGUUUCUUGAGAAAGUUUCUCAAAAACGUUGGGGCGGUUUCGGCUCUAUUAAACCUUCACAACCAGCUCAUAAUCUUUCUUUAGCUAAGGGACAAUAUGUUCCUAUUGAUAAUAUUGCAGAUGAAGCAGCUGAGUCUUCAAAGAGUUUUUUUGAAUCCGACGCAGAAAUUGAAGAGAAGAAAGCAGUAUGGAAUACACUACUGGAGCUUUAUCUAUCUGAGGCAUAUUUACCCCCUGUAAUUUCAACUAAAGAUGCUAAAGGAAGAAAAAAUGGUGCACCUGGUAUUUUUGGUGUUACGACAGAAACUGAACGCGUAAAAGAAAAAUUGAUUAGAAAGGAUAAAGCUUUACAAUUGUUGAUGGAUGAAGAUAUUUCAUAUGAUGCGAAUCAAGCGCUGGUACUUUGUUAUUUAGCACAGUUUGAUGAGGGUAUUAUUUAUUUAUAUGAAAAGAUGAAGAUGUAUGAAGAUAUUCUAAGGUUCUACAUGGCCAAAGAUAAUACCGAAAAAGUAAUUCAGGCAUUGAAAAAAUAUGGACCUCAAGAUCAAUCUCUUUAUCCCCUCACAUUGACAUAUUUUUCAUCUUCACCAGCGACUUUGGCAACUUCAACAACUGAACUUUUAAAAAUACUUGACCACAUUGAAUCUCAUAACUUAUUGCCACCUUUACAAGUUGUACAGGCUCUUAGUAGAAAUUCUGUAGCAACGUUGGGUAUGGUUAAAGGUUAUUUAGGAAAAAGAAUCGAAUUAGAAAAAAAAGAAGCUCAAGCGGAUAUGAAACUAAUACAAAGUUAUCGUGAAGAAACUGAAAAAAAGAGAAAAGAGAUUGAUGAUUUGAAGACGACAGCCCGAAUUUUCCAAGUUACAAAAUGUACUGGAUGUAGAAGCAAUCUCGAUUUACCUGCCGUACAUUUCUUAUGUCGACAUUCGUUUCAUCAAAGAUGUCUACCCGAUUCUGAUCGUGAAUGUCCACAAUGUGCUGUUCAACAUCGUAUGAUUUCCGAGAUAAGAAGAGCUCAAGAAGAAAAUGCUGAAAAGCAUGAAUUAUUUUUUGAACAGUUAAAAGAAGCAGAAGAUGGCUUUAGUGUUAUCGCAGAUUACUUUUCCAAGAAUACAAUGGCUUUUGCUAAAUUAAUUGACUAG